GCGAGAUUCCUUUUGCGAUUGAGAGCCUCGAGCAGCUGGCGCAGCAGGUGCUCAGCGACGCCAAGAGCAGGAAGCACGGCUGGAGUUCCGAAGUGGUGCACGCCGUGAAACAGCUGCCGAGCAGUCCUGUGGAGCUCGGGGCGGUGACAGACCUCAUCUGGGAGCGCAUCCUCCUCGAGCAACAACAAAAGACAUGGGCCUUUGGGGCUGUGCUGGGCGUGUCCCUGGUGGCUUCUGUGCUGGUGGGCGCGGUCUCCCUGAUGCUGGCGCCCGCAGGGCUGCUGUGUGACCAAUCGGCUGCGGCCGCCGCGAAGCUCGGCUUUCUCAGCUACCUCACCGGGAAGUACCUCUCGCCGGCCAACUGUAAGGUCGAGUUUGACUGGAAGGAGCCGCAGGUUGUCGGCAACACACUCACCUUCUUCAUCAAGUUCUUCCAGCGCAAUGGGCGCAGCUAUCCAAUUUGCGAUGAGGAUCCACUGCUAGUCGAAAUCGUAGCCGGCAAUGGCGCACACAAGGUGGCGUGCAGCGUCGAGCUGGGUGGCACGGAUCCGAACCUGGCCAAUCAGGCGCGAGUCCAGUUCACGGUGCGCCGCGCCGGUCUCUGCCAUGUAUCGGUCCUCAUUGGCAUGGUGCACGUGCGGGGCUCACCAUUUGUCAAGAACUUCCUUCCUGGCCGGCCGGACCCUCAGAAGACGGGGUUCAUCCACCACAGCUGCACCGUGGUAUGCACCCAGGACGAACCGCACCACCUGUUCCUAGAGCCUAGGGACAAGUACAACAAUGCGUGCCUUGUGGACACCACCACCGACCCCAGCGACGAGUACAGCGUCGACAUCAUCGAGGUCAGCUCCAACAGACCAGUCACAUCCUGCUACCACUGGGAGAGCCAUCCGGAAAACUCGAGAAUCGCACUAGUGCUUACACUCGACAAGGUUGGCUGCUACCAGGUCAACGUCUCGUACCGAGGCACCAGCCUCAGCAAUGGAGACUUCCAUGUCAUUGUGCUUUCAAAAAGCGACGCAGCUUUGGUCAGGAAAAACGUUGCCAAGAAAAGCCACAACAUUUGGUACGAAGCCAAGCUGAUAGCCAUGAACUGUGAGAAGCUGAGCAAGCCCAAGAAGGUGUUUGUCUACAUCUCACCAAAGCAACUCACAAUUAAGGAAUACGUGCUCAGGAUUAUUCCAAAGAGGCUCAUCACAUUCCGACUCUGCCCUAGCACAAAAUUUCAAUUCAAAGGAAGCAACAACCACGAAGGAGAGCCCGUGCUGGUCGUGGACGAUGGCUGCCAGCCGCAAAUCGAAAUGGUCUGUGAGGAACGGGACGUCAUCGCGGCCACCUUCACUCAGUUCCUGCUUAAGAAUAUCGGUGGAUCGGAGACCUUCAAAGACAAGCUGGAGUUUUUCCACUACGAAGUGCGGAAACUGCACCAGAAGCACUACCACGAUAAGCUCCAGCUGAAGGUGUCGCGAGACAAGAUUCUGGACUCCUCAAUGAAGGCAACCAAGAACUUCAGUACGAGCGAUUGGUGCAAGAGCUUUGAGAUAACCUUUAUGGGAGAACAAGGUUUGGACUGGGGUGGGCUUCGUCGAGAGUGGUUUGAGAUCCUCUGCUCUGCACUCUUCGACCCUGAAAACCAGCUCUUUCACCGGUUCAAGAAUGACAAGCAGGGCUUGGUUCACCCAAAUCCACGGAGACCUGCUCACUUGAAGUUGAAGCACUACGAGUACGCGGGCCGCAUUGUCAGCAAGUGCCUUUACGAGUCCUCGCUAGGCAGUGGAUACAGGCAGCUAGUCAGGGCUCGCUUCUCCAGGUCAUUCCUUGCUCAGCUCAUCGGACUCAGGGUUCAUUACAAGUACUUUGAACAAGAUGAUCCGGACUUGUACGUGACCAAGAUAAAGUACAUUCUGGAGAACGAUGUGGACGACAUGGAGCUGUACUUCUCCGAAGAAGAGUACACCAGCUCUGGGCAGCUCCUGAAGACAACCGAGCUCAUUCCCGGUGGCUCGAAGAUUCGUGUCACCAACCAGAACAAACUGAUGUACCUCGACGCGCUGGCGCAGUACCGGCUAGCCACCAGCGUCCGCGAGGAAGUGGAAUACUUCCUUAAGGGUCUCAACGAGUUGAUCCCGGAGAACCUGCUCUGCAUUUUUGACGAGAAUGAGCUUGAGCUGUUGAUGUGCGGCACCGGCCAGUUCAGCAUAGCCGACUUCAAAGCCAAUCACACAGUCAGUGGCUUUUCUUUCGAAUUCAGAAAGGUGCUGGACUGGUUCUGGACAGCAGUGUCAAACUUCACAGAGGAGGAGAUGGCACGACUGCUCCAGUUCACCACCGGCUGCUCGCAGCUUCCACCGGGGGGCUUCGCCGAGCUCAACCCGCGGUUUCACCUGAGCGCAGCACCGACUUUUGGUAGUCUGCCCACAGCGCACACAUGUUUCAACCAGCUCUGCCUUCCCGACUACGACUCGUACGAGCAGUUCGAGAGGGCCCUGAGGCUGUCCAUUAACGAAGGCACCGAAGGCUUUGGCAUGAUCUGAAGUGGCAUUCUGUGUCUCAACCCCCAAACCUAUCGCAACCCCCAAGAGACUUCAAUGCACGUGUGUGCGUUACCGGUUGUGAAUGGCGCUACGACUUCGCCGACAGACGGCGUCGCGGGAAUCGUCGUGGUUGGUGCUACGAGAGAAAGAAGGCCCGCGGAAUUUUCGAUGCCAAGUGUUGUUCCAACAGCCGAGAAAAAGACAAAUUUCCGUUUCCACAUUUCUGGUGAAAAUGGAUGUUUUCCGGUAUUCGGUGACGAGACUUCGUGUGCUGUUAUUUUUUUUCUGGCCGGCGCAUCAACGAAAUGGACACCUGCUGCGAUGUGCCUUGGUGCUUUCACGUGCCACACUUGUAAGCAUCUCCCGCGUACAAUUUUUGUUUCCUUUGUUCUUGUCAUUUACGUCUUACGCGAGCCAUCGUUGACGUGUCAAAAUAUGCAACGCACAUGACAGCAGCUAGCUUUAUCGCUACGAUGCGUUUGUCGCUGCUACGAGUCAGUACUUCAACUCACUGCGUCCAUGCAGUGUAACGUGUCUUUCUGGAGUGGUUUCGCCAGUGUCACGUGUCCUGUUGGCACUUGCCAGGAAAUGGCACGAGUGUACCAUAUUUUUUUCUUAUUGAAGCAGCAUUUAGAGAGUUCUCUAUGACAUUCUGUAGCUUCGUUGUGUACUUAAGAAUGUAAUUCAUUCCUCGAACACUCGCCAUAGCUAGAAUUUUCAUUGAAGCUGACAUUAGCAAGAUAACUUUAAACAAGCAUUGUGAAAGCGCGCCGUACUCCCUAGCUCCAAUACCUGCCAGGCCUUAUGGCAUGCUGAAUGCAAAUCUUUCAAAGUUACUAUCGACUCUAUACAAAGUAGUCUUACUGCUUUCCACCAACUUUAUUAGGCCUCUCAAAAGGCACACCAUCGCAUGGGAGGCAAUGGCUUGGCGAGUUGUUGUGGUGUCGCGCUGGACGUGGCCGAGUUAUUUCUUUGUAACAAGCCUUUCCACUCUCUCAUUUCUCCCACAUUUUUUCUCGUUAUACAGUCGACUCAUGAUAAUUCGAAGCUCAGACUAUUAAAAGUUACGUAAAUUUCGAAGUCAAAAGGGUGAUCACCGCAAGCGUAUGCAUUUUUGAAGCCAAAUUAUUCAUACUAUGCCUUCGGUAGUUCAAUUUCACUUCUCAAAUGAAGUGUCAGAGUAUUGUGUGAACAGUCAAAAGCAUGUUGAUGUUUUGACAGUUCAGUUUAAUGGUCCACAGUGCAGACACCGGGUGGCGCCACCAACCCAAUCUUCAUGACCACACCUAUUUCAUACAUACGUCAUGGUGCUCCCGUAUCAGUUCCAAUUUCUUUUUGUCCGUUUAAAAUCCGUUUGUAUUUAGCUUUCCAGACCAUCAGCUUACAAUUCGAUUGUGGGAUCACAUUUUGCCUUUAGAUUGCCCAAAGAUCUGCAGUCCGUUGGACCUUCAGUUAUCGUGAUUCGACCGCCGUUUUUUUGUUUGUGUGUGUUUUAUACGUUGACUUCCUUUUGUUGCCUCUUAUAGAGCACACAAUGUAUUUGUUACUCUUGACCCUUCCUGGCGAGAGAGAAGCGAUUGCAUUUCAGCAAGGGUUGGCCAAGUGAAAUUUGGAUGAGGUGUGAGGGCUCGGUUACGUCUUAUCACUCCCACUUAUCUCUGUUUAGCUCUAAUGCGGCACUGCUGACAAAAAAGAAACACUGUGAAACAGUUUUUUUAUUUUUCAUCUAAACAUCUGCACAUAAAACUGGGCCAGUUUGUGUACGAUCACUGAACUUCUAGUAAGCUUGAAAGUCUAGUAACAAGUUUCAGUAUUCAAAUCCACUCUAAAGGCGGGAGCCAAUAGAUGAAAACGCUAUGUACGACCAAAGUUGUAUAAACAGUGAUAUGCUGCCUCAGAUGCUGGCCAAUGUUUCGAAAGGUGGGCCUGUCUUUGUCAAAGGUGCCCUGUUGUCCUUGGCACGUUAGCUUUGAGGGGUUAGUAGUUGAUGUCACGUGGUGUCUCUGUACUCAUCCCCUUUCCACUUGUAGCCGGUUACCUGUUAACAGGUACCAUUACCAACAGUUCCUGUUGGUACUGGAUAUGUGGUACUGGAAACGUCGUUACGAGCAGUUCCUGUUGGUACAUGGAAAUGUGGUACUAGAAACUUCACAUGGUGUUGCUGUACUCAUCUCAGUUCCACUUGUUACCGGUCGCCUGUUAACAGGUACUGUUACCAACAGUUCCUGUUGGCAUUGGAAAUGUGCGCAGUGACACUAUGUGACGUCAACUACUAACCCUUCAAAACUAACAUGCCAAGGAUGACAUGGUGCCUUCUAUCCUGCUGUCAGGAUAACUGUUUUGGGUCCUGCUAUCAAAACAUUGGUUAGCCUGUCUGCAACUUGUACUGAAGAUAUCAGUAUUGGUAACCAGACUUCUUCCACAUCCAAGUUUCGUUUGGUCGAGCCUGACGCAUGUACAUAAUAUCUUAACGAAACUCACGGUAUUCCAUUUUAGACUGCGUUAGGGGGACCACUCAAUCGACUGUAGCCAAUCCAGUUGCCAUGGCGACCUUGCAGCAUUCCUUUUGAUGCAAACAAAAAAAGGAAGUAAUCGCUGUCUAGUCAUGUUUUGUAUGUCACGUUUUGCUGCGAACUUAACCUUCGCUUAGGUAGAUGCACCGCCUUUCUACGUGCGCUCUGCAGUUCCUUUCACAAGAGCCAUAGUUCCUUGUCGACCAUCUUGUAACUCUCGUCACACGAGCGCUUCGUCCCACGAAAUGUACCAACUUGCGUUAGUCCGUUUUGAAUGCAGACAGCCAUAAAAGAUCAAUAAAGAAAACUAAAGUGCAGACGACUUCAAGAAUAUUGUGAAAAUGGCAUGGACGACAAGACAAAAAGAAGUGGACAGACGGCAUGCAUGCCUGCAUUGUGUGCCUUCUGAAUGUUGGUCUGUCAUCUCGUACUUGUAGAAUUUCCUUGCUCACACUUCAACAUUCAACAUUUCUAGCACUGGCUUGAAUCAACAAUAUGUAUUCCCUCAUUUGUUGCCAGUUGUGUACUGACAGUGCCACCUGCAUAAGUGGCGAAAUGUCCAUGUUUUGUUUUUAUUGUUGAGUUAGUCCAGCGAUCAAAACAUUGAGUAUGAAUUCCCCUAGCUUAUGGAACAUUUUUUUUCACAUUAAAAAAAUGUAUUGUAAAGCAGUGUUCCUGAAGCACUGCCUUUGUGGCAUCAUUUUACGGAAGUAGGAAUUGGCUCUGUUUGACCGGAAGCAAUUUCGUGGAUCGCAUCAAGAAUUCCCGAGCUGCACUGAAAGCUUGCCGUUUCCUACACUAAACCGUGGCUGAUCAGAGAAAACUUUUGUGUCGCUUCAAUUUUUGAAAAUUUAUUUGACAGCCCUCGAUGGGCUAAUCACAUUGUAAAACUUCCGUUUACUCAAGAGCACAACAAAUAAACGUCGUCGUUGAACGUGGCCACUUGAGCAAUUCUGUCAGGCAAGGUUAUCGCAGAGUUCAACAAUCCCCUCUUGAAGCUGUUAAUAAAGCAGCCUUAGUGUUCCUACCGCAGCGCUUUUCUCCUCGUUUUUGCCUGAAGAACACUGGACACGUGAAGAACAUAACUUUGAAUAAAAUGUUGGUUGAUCA
Molecule: messenger RNA, 6157 nt
Organism: Rhipicephalus sanguineus (brown dog tick)
Lineage: Eukaryota; Metazoa; Arthropoda; Arachnida; Ixodida; Ixodidae
Product: apoptosis-resistant E3 ubiquitin protein ligase 1
Exons: 19
Coding region: 261-2534 (757 amino acids)
Biological process (GO): positive regulation of protein catabolic process; proteasome-mediated ubiquitin-dependent protein catabolic process; negative regulation of apoptotic process
Molecular function (GO): ubiquitin-protein transferase activity
Source: RefSeq, a predicted model, not a curated record